Nilaparvata lugens (brown planthopper) is the source of this 6399-nucleotide messenger RNA. RefSeq names its product terminal nucleotidyltransferase 5C. The record is from RefSeq and is a predicted model, not a curated record. The transcript has 2 exons. Gene Ontology annotation, biological process: mRNA stabilization. NCBI's taxonomy places the organism in Eukaryota, Metazoa, Arthropoda, Insecta, Hemiptera, Delphacidae. Gene Ontology annotation, molecular function: RNA binding; poly(A) RNA polymerase activity. The coding region runs from base 521 to 1792 and encodes 423 amino acids.
ACUGGAAAGUUCUGGAACAGUGUUGGCUUGUGUUGGACGAUCAGUCGCAGUAGUCGCAGUUGACAGUCAGUCGGUGUUGUUCUGUUGGGUCGGUUGUUGUUUGAUCGAGGGAGUGUUUUGGCAGAGAGUGACGCGCAGUGCUUGUACGAUUGAAUCUGCCAAGGUGUUGUAACCAGUGCAUCUUAUAAAAAUUAUAAUUUUAUUCAACUGAAAAAGUAUUAGUGCUACUUGGAUCUCGACUUCUCUUUCAAUUUCCACGUUGCUAGUCAAUCAGGUCGGUACAAACGGUUGUUGUUUAUCUUCGAUGAUAGUGUGUUGUGUGUUAUCCUGUUUAUCUUAUCUUUGGAAACAAUUCGUUUUGUUCAGUAGUUUAUGAAAUUCGUCAAAAAAUAUUAUAAUAUGCAAGUGACUGAUGUAUUUCGUUGAGCUGUUCAAUGGGAUCGUUAUGCGCUAGCACACGCUGUCUUUCUCAACCUGCGGUUCGUUGGAAGUGGGAGAGGAGCGGCGUCGUCGGGUCGCCAUGAUGGAUAGCCUGAUGGUGGCAGGCGGCGACGGGGGCGGCGGUGGAGGCGGCAGCAACAAGGGGGUGGUGAGUGGGGGCGGCGAGCAGCGCCUGGCUGUGUUGAGCUACGAGCAGGUGCGACGACUCAACGAUGUGAUGGACGAGGUUGUGAGCAUCCACGGGCGCGGCAACUUCCCCACACUGGAGGUGCGCCUGCGAGACCUGGUCACCGUGGUCAAGGCCAAGCUGGAGGCGGAAGCGGGUGCGGGUGGUGCCGGCAUGCGAGUGCGCGACAUCCGCCUGAACGGAGGCGCAGCGUCGCACGUCCUGGCCACCUCGUCGCAGCCCUACAAUGAUCUCGACCUCAUCUUCGGCGUCGAGUUGUCAGGCGCCGGUGGCCGCGACUUCGAUCGCGUCAAGACGGCUGUGCUCGGCUCGCUGCUCGACCUCCUGCCUGAUGGCGUCAGUCGCAAGCGCAUCACCACCUGCAGCCUCAAGGAGGCCUACGUCGGCAAGAUGGUCAAGGUCAACCAUGACGGCGACCGCUGGUCGCUCAUCUCGUUGGGCAACUCUCGCGGCCACAGGAACGUCGAACUCAAGUUCGUCGACUCUAUGAAACGACCGUUCGAGUUCUCGGUCGACUCCUUCCAAAUAAUCCUAGACUCUUUGUUGCUGUUCUACGAGUGCAGCAAGCUCUCUAUAGAGGAGACCUUUUAUCCGACUGUGGUAGGCGAAUCUGUGUAUGGCGACUUUCAGGAAGCACUGUAUCACCUGCACAAAAAGCUGAUCGCCACCAGGCAUCCGGAAGAGAUCCGAGGUGGAGGACUGCUCAAGUACUGCAACCUGUUGGUGCGCUCCUACCGGCCGGCGAGGCCAGACCACAUCAAAACGCUCGAACGCUACAUGUGCUCGCGCUUCUUCAUCGACUUCCCCGACAUCAACCAGCAGCGAGCCAAGCUGGAGAACUACCUGUGGAACCACUUUGUGGGAGCCGACGAAGAGUCGCUCAAGUACCAGUACCUGCUUCUGCUGCACCACGUGGUCGAGGAGUCGACCGUCUGCCUGAUGGGCCACGAGCGACGUCAGACGCUCAGUCUGAUUGAGGAGCUCGGCUGUCAGGUGCUCUACCAAGAGCAGCAGCGCCUCUACGCACAGCACCAGCCCACCGCCACCAUCAUCUACACGACCAGUGGCGGCGGCUAUUACUACACGCCGCUCAUCCCCGCCGCGGCCGCUGCCUGUCCCUGUGCCACUGCAUCAGCCUACACCACCACCACCUGCUCGUCGUGAUCGCUCUAAUGCCCUAAACCCCCCCCCCACGCCCUGACGACACAUUCCACUGCUCAUGGCUGCAAUCCCCCCUCCCCACUACCACAUAUACCAAUGCUAAUUCUACAUUAGAAUUACUUGCCGUUUGGUCUCAACAAUCACACUCAUUUAUCAUAUUUGUGCAUCUGCUAACUUAUUUUCAUGCAGCAAGUUUAUCAAUAAAUCUUAUUCUUCAUGAUUGGCUGUUAUUGUUUCAGACAAUGAUAUGUAGUAAGAACUGUACGAAAGUUUUUAAACAACUGUAAUGAAAUAUCAUUUCAACCUCUCUGUUGAUUUAGUUACUGGUAACAUUUGAAUGAGACGUCUAGACUCGUGAUAAAUCACACUUAUCUAUGAUAAUAUGUUAUUUAUCUGUAUACCAGUCUGUGUUUCAUGCAAAAUGUGUUAUGAUGAAUUAAUUUAUUGUCUCUCAUGGAUUGUGGCCACCAACGCAGCAUUGUGGACAGAGUAAAAAGUGAAUAAAAUCAUACAAACUGUCGAAUUUUGUGAUAUAUAUAUUGAGCAGUGUUGGAGUUAAUCAAUUAGCCAUACUGUAAUAUUUCAAAUUAAAUACAUGUCUGAAUAGGGUCUAACUUGAUUCUUCAUCUAGUAAUAAUAGACUUAUGUUAAAAUGGUAAACUUAAGGUACCAUCAUCAGAGUGUUGUGAUCUCUCGACUUUUAAUGUUGUUUUUGAACUUAUAGAUAGCCUACUGUAUAUUGUUACCAAUUCAAAUAGAUUCAUUAUUUCAAAUUUGAUCAUAUAAUAUAACAGUUCGAUAGUAUGUUUACAAGAUACAUUUUUAUUUCAUCACUUGUAAUAAAACUGUUAUACAAUGACUGAUAUUUUUUACAAUUUGAUAAGAAGUGUAUGAGUAUCCAUACAUAUUUGUACUGAAUGUUGCAACAGUCCGGUAAUAGUAAUAAUUGACAUCAUUUUCUGUUGAUAAGUCCAACUAUUCAAAUAAAAUUAUGUUUGCUUAGAUACAAAUCAUCAUUGAGAAUGUAAUUUUUCCACAAAGUGUUAGUAGAUAGUCUUGCCAACUCUACAAUUCGUUUCAAUUGUAACGUACAGAAAUUAUAUUAUUUUGGUUUCUUUAAGUUUCAAAAAUAUCCAAGUCAAUACAAUUAGAUUUUUUUUAAUCAGAAAAAUAUAUAUGUACAUUCUACGCAUCCGAAACGGUCUGAAGACCAGUAGGAUAAGUUUUCAGAAAUAGACCUAAUAAAAAUAAAACAUUGUAUAUUGGAAGCAUGUAACUAUUCUUCUACCAAUCUAUAUUAUCGGAUGGUAAUUAAUUUUGUUCUAGGCCUUACAGUAUGGUCACAGUGGAAAUAUUUCUAUUUGAUUAAUGACACAAUGUAGUGAUUCCAUUCAUUUAUCUUAGUUUUAGAUUUAUUUAUUCAAAUCGAAAGAGGUGGAGGGUUGGAACAGGCUUGUUUCCUGUGUUAUAAUUAAUUUAUUUUACUUUAAGAAGCAGCUCAUCGCAAUUCCAUCUUUUUAAUUAUAAGUAAUCGUAUCAAAUUUUCCAAUUCCAUUCGAUCUUAUUGUUAUUUUGCUUUAUAUCAGAAAAAUUAUUAUUUUGUAAGAAUACCAAAACAACUCACAGUAAUUUAUAAUAUGUAUUUUUAAGGCGGAUUAACAUGAUAAGUCACAAUUUGUUGAAGAUUGGCUUCAGUUAUAGUUUUUUCCAAAAAUGCGAAUUUAUUUUUACACAAUAAUUAUUGGGAAACUACUUUUGUUAUUAAUUAAGCUAGUCACAUCAGGUUAAUUUUAUUUAUCUGCCUUUUAUAAGAUUAGUGCUAUGAGGUAAAUUAGGUUCUUAGUUUUGUAUUUUUCGAAUUGAAAUUGAAUUGAUGCGUAUGCUCAACAAGGAAAUGUGCAUGCAGUUUGACUGUUUCUUUAAUUCAUUUAGACUGAGAUUUUGUAUUUUCCACUUAUAAUGUACAAUACGGUAUUUGUUUCCAUUCAAUUGAAAUAGCCAACCGUUAUUGUAUAAUAUUGAAUGCAGUAGAUUUUUCUAUCAUUCAAGUCACAUGCAUUGGUAAGUGUGCUACAAGAUGUGUUAUACAAUGAAAAAUCAGAAGUACUGUAUUGUAGGCGAUUACUUGCUGAAUGUUAAAUGUAUCAAAUAAUAAUUUUCAAAAACUGACUUCAAUGAUCAUUAACCAAUCAUGAACUCAUUUUAUUGAGUUGGUCAUCAUGAAACGUUUUCGAAUAUUUUAAUUUUCAAUAAUAAUUUUGAUUUACAAAAUGAAACUUGGAUCCCAUAAUGCACUAGAAAAAUCAUUGUUAUUUGAAUCGAAAAAUUAAAAAUCAAUUGAUUUGAAUUUUCUAUAUCAAACAUCAAUAAUUGAUUUAAAUCAUUCACAUUAUAAUGGAAUAAUUUUGAUUGGAAAAUGAAUGAAUUUCUAAUUUUUCCAGUUAUAUUGAUUAGUAACGAAAUAUUUUACUUAAAUAUAUAACAAAUAUUUAAUAUAGGUAAACAUCAUGGAGUAAACAUUUUGCACUAGACCAGUAAAUUAUAGCAUUACAUUAUGUAUUGUUAUUGAUCAUUGCGUUUUUAUUACACGUAAAUAAUUCUGCUUUUAUAUUCUUGAUGAGGAUCAGUCAAAUAAUUACCAACACCAUAAUAAUAAUAAUCAACAAAAAUAAUAUCUGAUCGUUAGGAAAUUUGUAGAUAACUACUGUUUUUGCUGUUAUGUACUGUAAUAAAAGUUUAAUAUCAACUUAAUUUCAACACUUACUUGCUUAUAUUCAAUAUUAAAUAAUAUUAUAAAUCAUUUAUACAGAGGAAACACAUUAAAAUUAUUGUCUGAUAUAGUAAUUAAUAUUAUUAGAAUAAGAGCGACAAUCACUUCCUGUUUUAACGUGACUUGAAAGAAUUUGCUGUUUAAUUUUUUCAUCAAUUUACAACUCAAAAAAAGAUUUUAUCACAAAUAUUAAAUCAUUAGACUUAAUUACAUUGUUAUUAAAAAAAAAUGACAAAAUUAUUAAAAUUGAAUAAAUAAAUUAUUACUCUUGAUAUUUUAUACGUUUUUCAAUAACUUGAUGUGUUUACUAGUUCAAUUACGGUAAUUUUCUACAUUUGUGUCAAACUAUCAAUCAAGAAAUGAAAAAUUAAAGUUAUCCUACAUGUCAAUGUUCCAACAACUUUGUUAAAUUUAAUUAUGUCAAUUGACUUACUGACUAGAAAUUUUAUUGUUACAUCUUCAUUUCGAUUAUCUUCCGAGGUAAAUUUUUUAGGGGUAACAUAUAAAUACAGUAAGUAAUACAGUAGUAUGAACAAAAAAGUGAUGUAAUCUACAGAUAAUUGAUAAAAAUUUAUUUGUAGCCAAGAUUGUGCUCUUGGAAAUAUUUACAAAUAUUGAAAUCCUAGGCUAGCUAUAUGUUGUCAACUAUGUUAAUGAACUUGACAAGCAAUAGGUAUAAUUAUAUUAUAAUUUCACUCGCCAAACUAUACAUUAUGAAAUAAUGUAGAUUCCGAUUAUUCUUGUGUAGAAUGAGGAAUUGUGUCAUAUUAAAUUAAUUUUAUAUCGACUGCUCCUUUUGUGAAAUUGGAAACUUAGACAAGAAUAUAGUUUUAGAAUAGAUUACUAUUGUUCAUAGAUAUAAGAAGAAAUAGAUAGCCAAUGAAGCUAUACUGUACAUUAGUGAGCUGAUUAGCAUGGGCUUGAAGUUUUAUUUUUCUAUAUUCAGAAAUUUGUCCAGAACGUAAAAUUUAACAUUAUGCAUUUGUAUGAGCUCCAUCCAAGAAGCUUAUAAAUAAUAUUUGUGAUUGAAUUAUACAAUAAACGCAGUUGAACAAAAUGUUUUUGUAGCUUGCUUAAUGUCUUAGACUUAAUAACUUUCAACAUAAGGAAUUAUUUUGUUUCGCUGUGAUCCCUUGUUCGAGGAAUAUAAUCCACUCAAAUUCUAGUCCUGAUUUUGGUUAUUUCCAGCUAUAACAAUGCUUUUGUAUUGGUAUCUUUAUAGAAGAAUUCUUGUUAGAUAAGUUCAUUCAUUUGAGAAUUCUCUAUAAGGAAUAAAAAAUAUACACUGCUUCACUUAUUUAGGUUUUUUAUGUUAACAUUGAAGUCAUUAAAAUAAUAUUUUCAGUAGCACGUGGGACAGAGUGAGUCCAUUGUGAGGACCAUUUAGUUGACCAUUUAAUUAUCAAACAGUUCUCUUUACUGCAACAAUUUUAAAAUUCCAGUUUAUGUUAUGUGUUGUAUAAUUUAGAAUCGUAUCAGAUACUUAUUUUUAUGAUUGAUCUCACAGGUACCAAUACUGCACUUUCAUAGCCUGUGUCGUGAUUUAUAAAUCCCCUUUCUUAAUUUGGUCGAUUUGGAGGUUCAUUUAUCAAUGCUGGUCUUGUCCACAUUCAGAUUAAGCCCAGCUUCAAGAUGUGUUGAAGCAAUAAUUGUUCCACUCAAGAAGAGAUUAUUUUCAGUAUCGACCUGGAAGUUUAUUAUACUAUGAGGCAUAGAGCCAAAUGUAAGGAUUGUAUUGAAGAAGACCUUCAUUUUAACUUUUAAUCGGCCUGCUCAUGUAUAAGUACCAUUAUUAUAAAUGUUGUUUAAAAACAAAAUAAAUAAUGUAAACAACAUGAAA